Messenger RNA from Adineta ricciae, 3528 nucleotides. The record is from the annotation of a GenBank genome assembly. NCBI's taxonomy places the organism in Eukaryota, Metazoa, Rotifera, Eurotatoria, Adinetida, Adinetidae.
AUGAUGAGCACCGCUAGCAAUUCACAACCACCGGUGACAAUAUCAUCCGAUGAAACCUUAUUGUCAUCGAAUCAAUCAACUCCAAUGCCUGCUCCACCACCACCACCACCGCCACCGCCUCCGUUAAUUCCACGUUCAGCCAUAGUCGACCAUGGAAUCAAAUCUCGUCCGGGUGGUGUUGAUCGUGAUUCAAAUAAACUAUCCACAACAAUCAAACGUUCACAAGCUAUAUCUAAUAUACAAGAUCUCGAUGAAGAUAGUCCGGUGACAUUUGAAAUCGAACCGAGUGAUCAUCAUGUACGAAAGAAAGUUCAACUACAGCAUCCGUCAAUAAGUAGUCGAACGUUGAAUGACUCGCUGUCAUCGAUUGAUAAACAGCAAAUGACAAGCAGUGGCGGAGGCGACGAAUCAGAUACGCGCUCUGAAACAAGUGAAAAAACACCUGAAUAUAUCGAAGAAGAUCGACCACUACUAUCAGGCAUUCAUGUUAAAGGAGCCACACUGAACCGGCUGAUUCGAAUUCUGAUCGAUUCAUUCGAUCCGAACGGUAUACUGAUUGAUGAGAGUGAAUAUCCGAAAGUUUUCUUUCUUAUGCACAAAUGGAUUAUGGAAUCCGAACAUUUGAGCAAUAUGCUCUAUGAUCUAUUCAAACAUAACGGAGAUGAUUAUAAAAAGGCAAUAGUUGCCCAAGAAAAGCGGCAAUUCAAAGAGUGUCAACUACGUGUUUGUCAAGCAUAUAGUUAUUGGAUAAAAAAUUUUCCCAUGCAUUUUGACCUUGAUAAACGUUUAAAAGAUGCAUGUGAAAAGAUGCAAAAUCUCAUCGAGUCUUCUGGUGAUAGUGACUGUAUGAAUCUCGUCGAUUUAUCUCAAAUACCAUCGUUUGAUUGGAUGCGGCAGAUGACGGUUCGAAAUCAAGCGAAAAACAAGACUGUAUCACUUGCGUUCAAUAACAUCGAGUCACAAACAUUAGCAGCCCAAUUGACCUAUUUAGAAUGGAAAAUCCUACGACGUAUUACAUUUACUGAUUACAAAAUCUAUGCGAUCAAAAAUACUCUCCAAGGAAAUCCGCGAUUGGAACGAUCGAUCCAGUUCUUCAAUGGUCUAUCGACAUGGAUACAGUGUAUGGUUCUAAGUAAAAUGACACCGAAACAACGAGCGGAGAUUAUACAUAAAUUUCUCGAAGUUGCUAAAUAUCUGAGAGAUUUACAAAACUUUAAUACAUGUUUGGCAGUUAUUGGCGGAAUUUCACACAGUGCAUUGGCUCGCUUGUCAAAAACAAUGAUGUGUUUAUCAACGGAAGAUAUCAAAUUUCUUAGUGAAAUGACCGAUUUGUUAUCUUCAAAUUCAAAUUAUGCACAAUAUCGAAGAAGUUUAGCCGAGUCUGAAGGUUUCAAAAUACCGAUUAUCGGUGUUCAUUUGAAAGAUAUUAUUUCCCUUCAUGUUGCCUUACAAGAUCGUUUUGAAUAUGAUCUAAUCAAUUUUCGUAAAUUAGUUCAACUAAGUAUUGUCUUUCGUACGUUAACCAAUCUACAAGUAUCUAUUCCGCCGAUUCAGCCCAAUCAUGAUUUAAUAAACUUACUUACGCUUUCAGUCGAUUUAAGUUAUACAGAAGAUGAAAUUUAUGAACUUUCAUUAGCACGAGAACCUCGCUCAUCCGUUUCAUCCCCGGAUCAAGUAUCUCGAGGCUUGUCUCCUGGCGAGUCAGCAAAUGAUUCUGCUGAUGUACUGAAGAAAAAGGAACAAGUUCAAAGUCCCGUAUUUGCUGACUGGGCUGCUGGUGUAAGUCAGACUAUUGACAUUCAAACAAUUCAGCGCCAUGUUAAUGCUAUGGUCGAAGCCGUUUUUACUACUUAUGAUCAUGAUCGCGACGGCUAUAUAUCUCAUACUGAAUUCGAAGAAAUCGCCCAAAACUUUCCAUUUAUUGACACGUUCACUGUACUCGACGCUGAUCAAGACGGAAUGAUAUCGAAAACCGAGAUGCGCUCGUACUUCAUUCGAGCUAAAUAUCAUGAUUUAAAAGGUGAAUUUAAACAUGAUUUCCACGAAACAACUUAUUUUAAACCAACAUUUUGCGUUCACUGUACUGGCCUAUUGUGGGGGUUGAUUAAACAAGGUUGGAAAUGUAAAGAUUGUGGAAUUAAUGCUCAUCGGCAUUGUAAAGAUCAAGUAGUUAUGGAAUGCCGUCAAAAGCGACAACAUCCAGUAAAUAAACAAGGUUCAGUCACGGAUUCGCGACCUGGUCGAAACUCGUUUCGCAUACGAAAAACUCGUAAACAGAAAGCAACUCAAACCGAAGAUAUCAACUUUUCCUCGUCGUCAUCAUCGGGCACGUCUGAGAGUUGCACAAGUUCAUCUGAAGAUGAACAACCUCAUUUACACCCAGAAAUUCUUGAUAAAUCUGCACCUCAUAAUCGGUGGCAUUUACGUAAACCCUCUUCCUUGAAACGACGAAAACAGAUUCUUUCCGAUUCCAACGACGAUUAUUAUUACACCCAUCCACCUUCACCACAGCAAGCAAGCUCACUAACAACUAUCACGACAGUCAACAGUGCGACAUCAACAAGUACAAUACCGAUCCAGCAGUUAAUUCCACGCGGCCCAUUGAUUUGUUCUGACAGUUUCGAAAAAUGGAACGAGCGAAGCUUUACUUGGAAUCGCCCCGCUCCAUCAUCAACAUUAACCUCAACAAUACCGAACACUUCGACGGCAACAUCCGAGCCAUCGACCAUUAAAACCAAUACGGAUGAUAAAUCUCUUCAGCAACCUCCCUACAGUCAAGAUUCGUUUCUUGAAGGUGAUGUUAGUGAUGAUGAUACUUGUUUCACUUCCAAUACAAACUCGUCGACGUUACCACAGACGAAAACGUCAACCAAUUAUGGUAGUAGUCAAAAUCUAAAUCCAAGAAAAGUCUCAUUGACCGAAUCACUACGAUCAUUACCAACAACAACCGAUCCGACACAGUACGAAAUCUUCGAACGUUUGAGACAAGCUGAAGAAGAAAAGAAACGUCUCGAAGAUGAGAAUCGAGCCAUGAAACAAGAACUCGUUCGAACCAAAUCCAAAAUCAGUUCCUUAAAACGUGAAAUGAGUUCAAUUCAACAACUACAUUUAGCCCAACAACAAGUGCACGUUCAACUAUCCGCACCGUCAUCAAUAACUCCUCGACAAGAACAUUAUCAUCAACGCUUAUGCCCAGCCAACCAUCCACCAACAUCGUCAUCAUCGGCAAUCUACCUUUAUACAAAAGAUAUUCCCGAUCAAAAUCGUUACCAUCCGAUGACAAUUAAUAUGAAUGAUCUUUCCAUAUCCAGUAAUGAUGAAUCGGCAUCUCCUACAACAUUUUCUCCUAAUCCUGAUGUUAAUCCAUCAUCAUCAACUCAAACAGUUUCCUUCUCAUCUGUUGAACAUUCAACGAGUUUAGCACCUUCUUCGACACAGAUUCAAUCUUCAAAAUCACCAUCGGAUGAACAACUACGACUAUAUCUGACAGAGACGAUACAACAACGAGAAAAGGAUAGCGAUGCUUGA